Molecule: messenger RNA, 1398 nt
Organism: Letharia columbiana
Lineage: Eukaryota; Fungi; Ascomycota; Lecanoromycetes; Lecanorales; Parmeliaceae
Exons: 11
Coding region: 1-1398 (465 amino acids)
Biological process (GO): protein arginylation
Cellular component (GO): cytoplasm
Molecular function (GO): arginyl-tRNA--protein transferase activity
Source: RefSeq, a predicted model, not a curated record
AUGGAAGACUCCCUUUCCUUUCUCACUCCUACCGGCUAUCAGCGAAGUAGUUGCGGCUAUUGCCAUUCUAAACCAAAACGCACCCGCGCUUCUGUAGGGCUCGUGUCUACUUCUCUACACCCUUCUGUCUAUCAGAUCUUGGUAGAUCGAGGCUGGCGCCGAUCUGGCACAUAUUACUACAAGCCUGACAAUCGGCAUUCGUGCUGUCCACAUUACACUAUUCGCUUAGAUGCGACGGCAUUUGAUUCAAGAAGAGACCAACGUCAAGCGGUCAAUCGAUGGAACAAGUACGUAGUGGGACAAGAUUACACCCAUAAGGCUGCUAGAUUCUGCCCAAAGAGUAGGGAAGAGAAGAGGCAUCGCAAAAACAACUUUGAUGUCUACGAAGCUGUUCAUGAGUCCGAGUAUCACUGUAUGCGACGGCCAAUCGACACUCGGACGAAAGAGCCGAUUGAACCAGCCCACGAAUUUGAAGUAGCCCUAGAGCCAGACAACUUCACCGAGGAGAAAUACGCACUCUUUGCAAACUAUCAGAAAAAGGUCCAUCAUGAAGGUCCUUCUGAUAUUUCAAAAAAUGGUUUCAAGCGCUUCCUUUGCUCCGGCUUACCUCGGAGUACUCGUAUUCAUCAUGGCAAAGCAAAGAAGAUCGGCUCCUAUCACCAGUGCUACCGAUUAGAUGGAAAAUUGAUUGCUCUAGGUGUACUCGAUCUCCUUCCUCACUGUGUGAGCUCUGUUUAUCUCAUGUACCAUGAAGAGGUCAAUGGAUGGAAUUUUGGCAAAAUUUCCGCACUUCGAGAAAUCUCUCUAGCGCUUGAAGGCGACUAUGAGUACUACUACAUGGGCUACUACAUCCAUUCAUGUAUCAAGAUGCGGUACAAAGCAACAUUCCAUCCAACGUACAUCCUAGACCCUCAGUCAAACGUCUGGGAUCCUCUGGACUCGGAGAUGAUGCAACGUCUUUCAACACGUAAAUGGGUGUCUAUGGCUGCUGAGCGGGUACUAGAAGUCUCCUCCAAUUCUCUUACGAUUUUCCUGCAGUCUGACCGGACAACAACCUCGAGCUUUCGAAAAGAGUUGAACAUGGGUCCCAGCAAAUUCAAGUUCGCCCUUGAGUACAUUAAUGGGCAGGACCAAAAACAGGACUCCGAGGGCGAAGAAGUAUCGAAUGUGUUUCACGCAGGCACGCCAGGAGCUUUGUCCUUGGAGGAGUUAGAUGAGAAAGUCGACCUUGGUCAGUGGAGUUUAAAACUCGGGCAACGCCUCCUUAAGCUGAAGAACCUAGCUGGCUGGGACGAAAGUCAGACAUCCGAUUCGUCGUCGAUUAAAGGGAUCGCGGCAGAGCUAGCUGCUUGUAUUGGGCCGGAAUUGGUCCAAAAGACAGCGCUCCAUUUUGGGUAA